UUUAUUACAUUAUCAAUAUAAUACAUGUUUUUAUAAUGUACUUGAAUUAUAACUUUAAGCUCACUGAUAAAAAUGCUCAGUAUAAAAGAUAACUUGUAUAACCAGUGGAACAUAUUUCACAGACAAGGAACUUAUUUCACCAGGUAGGCAAGUCCAGAUAUUUAGCACCGCUACCUAUAGGGCUACUCAAUACAACAGCCAAUCAUUGUCCCUGUGUUCAUGAAGUCUUUUGACAGCACAAUAGACUCUUAAUAAAAUAAUUACAAAGUCAUUAUCUGUACAAAUUCUCAACUUAAGGAACAGCAUACAUAUUCAAGGGUCGGGGAGAGGUUCAAAGAAUAGAUAAUAUGUGGAGGGAGAAAAAAGAAUAAAAAAGUGGUGCGUUGAAGGGUUGGCUUGAGUAGCUCGUGGUUUGGUGCUGUCAAGAUCCUAAUGUCUACUUCUCCCAACAAAUUUUCCAGUUCUUUGGCUGACAGCGUCCAGAAAGGUUUUACUGACGGUUCGAAUUACGAUGCCUACAGACCAAAUUAUACAGACGAAGCGACAAAUGAAGUUAAACGGAUGCUGUAUUUUGAUUCUCAAUAUGAUUCAAGAAUGACAGUCUUAGAGCUUGGUGCUGGAACCGGAAAAUUUACACAGAAAAUAACCGCAAAGUUGAACGAUAAAGUUUCCUACAUUGCGACAGAGCCAAUGUCAGAUUUUCUCAAAAUUUUAAAGAAGAAUUGUCCUGUAGUAGAGACAAAGCAGUGUGCAACAGAGAACCUGCCUGUAAAUGAUGAAUCCAUAAAGUGUAUUGUUGCUGCACAGUCUUUCCACUGGUUUUCAACAAAGGCAUCCUUGGAUGAAAUGCAUCGUGUUCUUGCUGAAAAUGGAAAUGUUGUUUUACUGUGGAAUUUCAAUGACCGAAAUGUAGAUUGGAUCAAUCAACUUCUCAGUAGAAUUGACAGAAAUAGAACUGAUCCUUGUCGUUACCAUGGAAAGGAAUGGAAAGCAGCUAUUGAUGCUCACCCAGGAUUCAUGUUUGUGGAACAAAAAAUAACACAAGGACAGAUUUUCAAGGGCGAUGUGGAAUUUAUGCUUCGACACUGCUCAACGCAUAGUGGAUUACAAAAACUUGAGGAGAAAGAAAAAGAAAAGGAAUUAGAUGAAAUCCGUCAAAUUUUAACAACACAUCCUGAAACGAAAGGGAAAGACACCAUAGAAUUUCCGUUUUUUACAGAUAUAUAUUUAUAUAGAAAAGUUGUCAAGAAUUAACCAGAGACUUAAACCUUGGGCUGAUAUCGGAGUCUCGAGAUGAUACAAAAGCCGAUAGUGAAAAUUACAUGUUUUAAUCUAUAAAUAUAUUAUUUUUG
Mytilus californianus (California mussel) is the source of this 1352-nucleotide messenger RNA. RefSeq lists its product as uncharacterized. Lineage: Eukaryota; Metazoa; Mollusca; Bivalvia; Mytilida; Mytilidae. Bases 433 to 1254 code for a protein of 273 amino acids. The record is from RefSeq and is a predicted model, not a curated record. The transcript has 10 exons.